Molecule: messenger RNA, 4000 nt
Organism: Micropterus salmoides (largemouth bass)
Lineage: Eukaryota; Metazoa; Chordata; Actinopteri; Centrarchiformes; Centrarchidae
Product: alpha-1A adrenergic receptor-like
Exons: 2
Coding region: 357-1730 (457 amino acids)
Biological process (GO): adenylate cyclase-activating adrenergic receptor signaling pathway; cell-cell signaling; positive regulation of cytosolic calcium ion concentration
Cellular component (GO): membrane
Molecular function (GO): alpha1-adrenergic receptor activity
Source: RefSeq, a predicted model, not a curated record
CUGCAACAAAGCCUUUCAGCAUGGCUGAACAUGACAUUCCAAAUCCAUCGAUGACUGCCACUUAAAACAUGAAUAUUUGUCAUUUCUAUUAAGCUACUCUGGACUAAAUAUGACCAACUGUGGCAGUGUUUCUCUUACUAAAUAUGGCAUUCUGCCAAGGAACCCUUGCCAAGGCCACAUGAUCAGUGGCGCGCUGGAAAGAGACGCUGCAUCUAUAAAUUAACUGGAAGAGCAGUUUAUGCAGCAGGAAAAGCUUUAAUAUUCUGCAUUCGGAGGAGGGAAAAAAGGCAGAGGGUUGAAGCUGUAGUAAUUGAGGAACAGAUGUGCCAUGAACUUAAUACAUCCAACAGAUAACAAUGGUUCCUUCUGAGAACACAAGUCUUUUCUCUGCAGAUCGCUGUCCCAACUGCAGCUCCUCUGCUCACCCAGAAGUGGAUGUAGCCAAGGCUGUGAUUUUGGGGAUGGUGCUGGUGGUGUUUGUAGUGUUCGGGGUUCUUGGCAACGUCCUGGUCAUCCUGUCAGUGUUGUUCCAUCACCACUGGCGCUCUGUGACACACUACUUCAUCGCCAACCUGGCAGCAGCCGACCUGCUGCUCAGCUCCGCCGUCCUGCCCUUCUCCGCCACCUCGGAGGCUCUGGGCAGAUGGGUGUUUGGUCGGUCCUUCUGCAAUGUCUGGGCCGCCCUGGAUGUCCUCUGCUGCACCGCCUCCAUCCUCAGCCUGUGUGUGAUCUCUGUCGACCGCUACCUGGCUGUCAGCUACCCUCUGCGCUACCCUGCCAUUGCUACGGGGCGACGAGGCCUGACCGCAGUGGCUGCUCUUUGGGGGCUCUCGGCGGCUAUAUCUGUGGGCCCACUGUUUGGCUGGAAGGAGCCCGACCCAGAAGAUGAGACAGUGUGCAGAAUAACUGAGGAGCCCGGCUAUGCUGUGUUCUCAGCACUAGGAUCUUUCUAUAUACCUCUGGCCGUCAUCCUGGCCAUGUACUGCCGUGUGUAUACUGUGGCAAAGAGAGAGACAAGGGGCAGUAAGGGAGAUGGGGUUGAAACAGAGGGGGUGAUGCUGAGGAUACACAGAGGGAAUGCUGCUCAGACAGGGAAGCAGGAGGAUGAGGAGGGGACCGUGAGGCAUAAACGCACCACUUUUUCCCUGCCGAGGCUGCUGAAGUUCUCAAGAGAAGAAAAGGCAGCCAAGACUCUUGGCAUUGUUGUCGGGUGCUUCAUUCUGUGCUGGCUCCCUUUUUUCCUGGUUUUACCCAUCGGGUCCAUCUUCCCAUCCUGUAAGCCUUCUGAAACCAUCUUUAAGAUAACCUUCUGGCUGGGUUAUCUCAACAGCUGCAUUAACCCCAUUAUCUACCCAUGCUUCAGCCAGGAGUUCAAGAAAGCCUUCCACAAUGUGCUCCGUGGUCGCUGCCUGAGAACUGGGGCUCCGGCUAAAUCACAAGGACACAUCACCCCUCAUUCUUCCAGUCCAGGCCCCACGUCUACUACGUCUGAUCUCUCAUCCCAAGACUGUGUCACUGCUUCGUCGUGGUGCUGCUGCAGGGCUCUGUCAGCGUCCUCGUCAUCUUCCGGUUGUCCAGAUCAGGCUCAAAGUGCACAAAUCCAGAGUAAGGGUCUGCUAAAAGCAUGGUGUUUCUCAGCAAGUCAAACGCCGGUGCCACAGAACCCCUCCAGUCACGGAUCACCUAAAGUUUUAUGUCUUUCUCUUGGGGUUACAGGAGAGGCUGUUUGAUUGGCAUGUUGAGGCAAUGUAGGAAUGUUUCAGUUUUGCCUCUGGGGAAAACGUAUGUACAACUUUUACAUGUAUAUUUAAACUCCUCAGAGGCAUCAGAAGCCAAACGAUGACUUGCCUCCAGAGUAGGAAGAAGGUGACUUUAUUGCCUAAAGGCUUUAUGCCGGUGUAAAUGUCCGGAGUGUUAAAUAAAAUAUGAUUUGGGAAAGUGAAUGAAUAACAUUUUGUCUGCACUCAGCAGCCAGUACUGACUGAGCACAGAGCACUACAUGUCAAAACGGUCCAGAGGAGCUGCUCAGUGGCCAGAAAAUAGAAGACUCAGAAGUAUGAAUGCACAACAAGAAAAAUACAAACUUCUUUGUUUAAAAAAUGCUUUUUGUAUGGACACUGGGUUAGUAGAGAUAACCAUCAGUCCUUGGCAAGGAAUAAAAGAGAUAAUAUGAUCUUAUUGAAAUGACGUGAAAAGAACUCCCGAGACAUAAUUUCUUUAAACAUUAGUGCUAUUUCUGCAGAUUGCACAGAAGCCCUUAAGGAAAAGCUGGUAAACUAAAUUAGCAUUCACCAGCAGCUCUGAGAAGGAGGACGCUGCUGUAAGAGUGUGUGUAUUACGUGUGGGACCUCUGUUUUAAAGGGACUUGACACUCACAGGCUUUGAUUUAGAAAAAUCUGUCACAGAGACAAAAGAAAGUUAGUUGGGGAAGGAGAAAUACCAGUUGACAUUUGGGUGUGACAUAAAAACAACACUAAAGUCACAAACAAAAGCGUUUGAUUCUACCCCUGUGAAGCUUUUCAUGUUCAGUUUUUGGUUUUGCUGAAGCUGUAUCAAAUGUGUUGAAUCAACUUUUAGUAUUUGACAUCAAAGCUUGCGGUGUUAAAUAAAACAAGAGGUGUCCGAUGUUUUUCUCUCGGCCUUGGUGAAGGACUAUUUGUUGUUACUGGUUUUCUGCUAGGUCUGCAGAGCUGUUUUCCCAAUGCAUUCACUGUUGUUUGAAGCUGAUGCAUGUGCACUUUAAGCAGGGCCUGUCCGAUGUCUUUGUUCUUCUGUAACUUGCCUCUGUAUGUUGUCUCUAAACCAUCAAUAAGCUAGUCGUUUGUCUUCCUGCCGUUAAUGGGGCUUCUUUUAGUAUCCAAGGCUGGGAAUUAAUUUCUACUUGUUCAUGAUGGGAGGACGUUACGGUGGGGCUGUUGGUAUUCAGUUCACAGAAUCCCAGUAUGACCACAUUUGUGAUGUACAGAGGUGGACAAAAUAAAAUAAAAACUGUGACAUCAUGAAAAGGAAAUAAACUUUGAAUAAACUAAAUCACUACUGCAUGGAAGCUACAAAAAUAUAUUACUGUAAGCUAACAAAAGGGUAAGAUUAUCAUAACAUAUGCCAACACACAAGUAUGUCCUCCAUCAACAUUGGAGACUCUCAAGAAAUUCAAAUCUCUCUGACCAGACACAACAAAAAUUGAAGGCUUUAAAAAGUUUUUCUUGCAGGGUGAAUGUAUUGAAUUGCAUUAUAUUUUAUGAAUGAAAUGAAAUGAAAACAAAGCCCACCAUAUCACACAAAUCAGUGUAAUGCAUGAGUGCUUUAUUAAAAAACAUGUAAUGAACAUUGCUUAAAACCUUUUUAGAAAAAAACAUGUUUUGGGUGUCUUAUCUGUUUGAAGAAGCUGUCACACGUUUCGUCUUAGCUAUAAAUCCUUCACUUCCUCCUGUUGCAAACGGAGUUGUUUUUCCUUUGGAUUAAAAGAAUUUUCCAACCCUACAGCCAUCAUAACUGUGAUGAAUACCUGGGAAUGCUUAUCUGAGAAAUGCAGGAUGUUGAAAGAAUUUCUAGAAGACAAGUAAUUUGUCAUUUUACAGUUACUUAAGGUUAGGGAAUAAUAAUAAGAGUUUCCUUGAACCUGUAUUGCUGCAUGGGAUUUUUUUACUUAAACAGCGGUAUUAUGGGACCGUUCAGGAGGAUAAUGUCUCUUGUUAACACUGUAAGCUCCAACACUCAACAUCAUUGUAGCCGUUAAACUGUCUUGGAUAACUAAUAAACAUGCAGCUCUCGUUUUCUGAGAUUAUGCAGCCAAGAACUCAAUGUUACAGUGCAUUAGGCAACAAGUAGCAGGAGACGUGUUGAUUUUUCAUUAAGGAGGAAUGACUGAAAGUAAAUGUAUAUAUAUUUACACAAUGACACACACAAUGACAUUUCAUGCUUAGACGUAUAUAUCUCUGAAAGUCUGAAUGUCAGAUCAACAUACACAAGCCAUCCUGUUUUGCUAAAACUCACAGCUUUA